Molecule: messenger RNA, 804 nt
Organism: Hylaeus volcanicus
Lineage: Eukaryota; Metazoa; Arthropoda; Insecta; Hymenoptera; Colletidae
Product: 3-hydroxyacyl-CoA dehydrogenase type-2-like
Exons: 4
Coding region: 1-804 (267 amino acids)
Biological process (GO): estrogen metabolic process; androgen metabolic process; fatty acid metabolic process
Cellular component (GO): mitochondrion
Molecular function (GO): estradiol 17-beta-dehydrogenase [NAD(P)+] activity
Source: RefSeq, a predicted model, not a curated record
AUGGGAAAAAUGCAGCACAUCGUUGCCUACAUAACGGGAGGCGCGAACGGUAUUGGGAAGGCCAUCGCCGAGAAGAUUCUUUGUGGGGGUGGUAAAGUGGUGUUGGCCGAUAUAUCUUGCAAUGGACUUAAAGUUGCCGAGAAAAUGGGCGAAAGAGCUCUAUUCUCGUGUACAGACGUGAGAAGCGAGAGGGACGUGCUGGAGAGCAUGAAAUGCACCAAAGAGAAAUUCGGGGGAGUGAAUGUGCUCGUGAACGCCGCUGCUGUCUUCGGAGCCGAGCCACUCUACGACUUCAAGCAGAAAAAGCCUCACUCGUCCGAUCUGUACAGGUGUCUAUUCGACACCAACGUGUGGGGGUUGUUCAACGUCACCCGCCUAAUGGUUGGCAUGAUGGCGGAGAACAAGCCAGACGCGCAUCGGCAGAGAGGCGUUAUUAUCAAUCUUUCGUCAACGGUAGCGUUCGACUCGCCACCAGGACACGUCGCCUACGGUGGUGCAUCGGCAGCGGUAGCAGGAAUGACGAUACCCUUCGCCAGAGGACUCGCGCAGAGAGGAAUACGCGUUGUCGGCGUGUGCCCCGGUUUCAUCGAGAGCCCCAUGACAGCUUCGUUGAAACCAGAAGAGAAGAAGUUGUGGAUCACCAUGAAGCUGACACCGAGGCGUUUUGGAUGCAGCGAAGAAGUUGCUCAUCUGAUCCAAGCGUGCAUCGAGAAUCCUUUGAUCAACGGUGAGAACAUUCGCAUCGAUAUGGGCUUUAGGUACAACCAAACUGGAGACGGCCAGCAAGAAGAUGGGAAGUGUUAA